UCUUUUGACAUUUUGCAAAUGGUUGAUGAAAAGUCGUAUGAUGUGACAUUUUUAUUGUUUGGCCAAUAACAUACUAAAUAGUUUACUUUUUGUUGUCAAUAAUUAAUGUAUUUUUCUACGCACUGCAAUAAUAAAUUAUAAAAUGAAUUAUUUAAGGGAUAAUGGGAGUAUGGGGUUAACCUCAGAACAAACUGAGAAAGUUCUUCAACUACAAGACUUAACUGGAAUUGAGGACAUAACUAUAUGCAGAGAUGUGUUACAAAGACACCAAUGGAACCUAGAAGUAGCAGUUCAAGAACAAUUAAAUAUUAGAGAAGGAAGACCUAGCAUGUAUGCCACUGAAACUAGACCUCCUGCAGUUGUUAGUGAUCAUUUAGGACAGCAUAUAUUCUAUACACCACCUACAGAUGGUUCUGGGAGCGGAGUUAGAGGACUUUUUAAAACUGUAUUUAAUUUCAUGUUUAAUAUGUGCUACAACACACUGAUCACAUUGCUUCAACUUGGCCGUAGGUUACUCCGCAUACAAGAUACUCGCAGACCAAACUACCUGCAAGAUGUGAUGGAUUUUAUUAGAGUUUACGAAGAAAAAUAUCCCAGAAUCCAUCCUGUAUUCUACCAAGGCACCUUCUCCCAAGUAUUAAAUGAUACAAAGAGGGAAUUAAGGUUUUUGUUAGUGUAUUUACAUGAUUCCAAAGCACCUGACACAGAUAAAUUCUGUAACAGGACAUUAGCCGAUCAAGAAAUAAUUCGAUAUGUGAAUCAAAACUUUUUAUUUUGGGGCUGUUCUGCGUAUUCCGAUGAAGGUACAAAAACUGCUGCAGCUGUCAGAGCAAGUUCUUAUCCAUUUUUGGCCGUUUUAGUUCUUAAGGAUAAUAAGAUGACUAUUGUUGGUAGGCUAGAAGGAUUUACUGAUGCAAUACUAUUAAAACAGAGACUGACGAAUAUUGUUAGUGAGUACGAGAUUAAUUUACUAAGUGCGAGAGCUGAUAGACUAGAAGCCAGUAUUAACAGAUCACUGAGGUUUCAACAAGAUGAAGCGUUUGAGGAGAGUUUAAGAGCUGACCAAGAAAAAGAAAGGAGGCGUGAGCAAGAAAGAAGGGCCAAAGAGGAAGAGCUUCGUAAAGUAGAAGAGGAAAAACUCGCCGAGCAAGCGCGCAGAGAAAGCUUGGCACAAGAAAAAAUUAAUUCCUUACAAAGAGUCCCGCCAGAGCCAGAAGCGAGCCACCCUGAUGCUGUGCAUGUAGUUUUCAAAUUGCCUUGUGGUAGCAGACUUGAGAGACGAUUUCUCAAAUCACAUUCCUUAGAGUCGGUGUUUUACUUCGUAUUUUGCCAUCCAAAUGCACCAGAUUCGUUCGAAAUCACCACCAAUUUUCCAAAACGGGUGUUGGAUUGUCGUCAAGAAAGCCAAGAUAUUAUACUAACGCUGGAACAGGCAGGUUUAAAAAAUAGAGAAGUUCUCUUCAUAAACGACCUAGAUGCUUAACUUUUUCAAAAUCAAGAAGCCUAAGAACUUUCAACAAUCGAAACUGUUGGUUACCUUGAACAGAUUUAUGCACAUUCGUUUAUACUAUUUUUACAGAAGAUAUGUGCGAGUACCCAGCCAUAUUUUAGUGAUAUAAUAUUUCUUUUGUGGCCUACCUUUCAUCAAGUGCUUUCUUUCACCUCUCCCGUAAUGUAUUAAGCAAAAAAUUAUAAUAAAUGUUUUCAAUAGAUGUAUAAUUGUCAGGUAUUACCAACAAGAGAGAUUUCUAUACUAUUUUUACUACAAAAACACUCUGACGUCAUUCAAUAUUUCUGACGUCAGAGCAUUGGCAAAACAUUAGAACAUGACUUUUCAUCAUGGCCAUGUUUCUUGUACAGUGAGAAGCUAGGUAGCAUUAUUUGUCAGAGAUCUUUUUCUUUGUUCUUAUCUACUGUGACAAGUAAUAAUGCAUAGCUUCUCGCUGUCAAGAAACAUGGCCAUGAUGAAAAGUCAUAUUCUAAUGUUUUGGCAAUGCUCUGACGUCAGAAAUCUUGAAUGACGUUAGCUUAUUUUUGUAGUGAACAAACCAUAAUCACAAACAUACUUUCAGGAAAAAAAUCGGGAUUAAGGGUUUUUGGAAAUGUUAAAGGGUCAAGAAAGGAUAUGGCAUUUUCUUAACAAACACCUAUGUUAAAUGGUCAAAUUAAAGAAAAAAUGCUAAAUAUAUUCCAUUGCUAUCAACUUUUUGAUAAACUGCUAGUUAAGUGUAUUGAAAUAUUUUGUUUGCAGGUUAACUGUUUUGUAGCCUUUUUGUGUUUUUCUUUUUCUCACGUUUAUUUUUCUUUUCUUCCAGUUAUUUUUUUGCUACUUAUCUCAAAUUAAGCUUAACUUAAACGUUCUAAUAUACAGUUAGACCAGGCGGAUCUGUAAAAAAACGUCUAUUUUUGGAUGUGCGAGAUGGCAUUCGGAUUUUUGCAGAUAAAGUUAGGUGACAACUUCAAUAAUAAUAAUUGACUUAUGCUCCUUCUCAAAUAUGCCCAGAACAUUAAUAAAAAAAUUAAAAUAUUUAAAAAUUUCGAAGAACAUCGAUUUUUUUCUACUUUCUUUGCUUAUAACUUUAAAACGAUUCAUUUUGGAACAAAGUCGUAGCGAAAUAAAAUACAGAUAAUUGAAUUUUCUAUGACAAACGACUGGUUAAAAAUGUCAUUAAGCUAUUACCCUUUCUGCAAAAUAGCAAUAAAUACAAAAUAAGGGGGCAAAAUAAGCCCGUUUUUAUUCAAUGUUUUUCAACCACUUUGGUUGCACUUAGAACUUUCGUAACUCGAUUAGAAAAUUGUUACAACAUACUUAAAUCGUUCACCAAAUUUCAUUAAAAUCGACCUGAUGGAUUUUGCAGAAUAAUUUUGCAAUCUAAAUUUUUUUUAAGUUCAAAUUUUUUAAAAACUUUCUGAAGAAAACUAGACCAUCUAGAAGUUUGCAAAUUUUUUUACAUAUAAAGAGAUUCUCUACCUAUCUAAUACACUUUACAGAAUUAAAAUCGGAUUAUUUAAGCGGCCUCAGCACUGUUUUUAAGUUUUAAACAAUUUUUUGGCUUAUAAACAAAUACAGUGACAACGUUUGAGUUGGCAUAAAUUAAUUUUCUCAAGAAUAGGCGUCUCUGGAGAUAAAUCCAGAAACAGGUCAAUUUUUAUUUUUAAUUUCCAAUUUUUUGGUAUAUAUAUCAUACUAGUGAUGUCAUCCAUCUGAGGGUGAUGACGUAAUCGAUGAUUUUUAAAAUAAGAAUAGGUGCCGUGUGAUAGCUCAAUCGAAAGGCUAUUCAAUUUUGUAUUCACUAAUAUAGACAUUGACACAAUUAUUUAUACAGGGUUUGAAUUAAAAAAAAAUUGAAUUAAAUUAAUUCCAAUAUUUAGAUUACGUUAUCACACCCAGAUGGAUGACGCCACUAGUAUGAUAUUUAUGCCAAUAAAUUAUAAUUUAAAAAUAAAAAUCGAUCUGUUUCGGGAUUUAUCUCCAGAGUCUCCCAUUCUCAAGAAAAUGAAUUUAUUUCAACUCAAACGUCCUCACUGCAUUUGUUUAUAAAUCAAAACAUUGUUUAUAACUUUAAAAUAGUGCUGAUGCCGCUUAAAUAAUCCGAUUUUAAUUCUGUAAAGUGUAUUAGAUAGGUAGAGCGCCUCUUGAUAUGUAAAAAAUUAGCCAACUUCUAAAUGGUCUACUUUUUGUUCAGAAAGUUUUUAAAAAAUUCGAACUUUUUAAAAAAAAUUUAGAUUGCAAAAUUAUUAUGCAAAAUCUAUUAGGUCGAUUUUAAUGAAAUUUGGUGGACGGUUUAAGUAUGUUUUAAGAAUUUUCUAAGCCAAUUAUGAAGGUUCUAAAUGCAACCAAAGUGGUUGAAAAACAUUGAAUAAAAACAGUCUUUUUUUCCCCCUUAUUUUCUAUUUAUUGCUAUUUUGCAGAAAGGGUAAUAAUUUAAGACAUUUUAAACCAGUCGUAUAUUAUACAAAGUUCAAUUUUCUUUAUUUUCUUUAUCUACGACUUCGUUCCAAAAUGAAUCGUUUUUUAAAGUUAUAAGCAAUGAAAGUAGAAAAAAAAUCGAUAUUUUUCGAAAUUUUUAAAUAUUUAAAUUUUUUUAUUAAUGUUCCGGGCAUAUUUGAGAAGGAGCAUAAGUCAAUUAUUAUUGUUGAAGUUGUCACCUAACUUUAUCUGCAAAAAUCCGAAUGCCACCUCUCACAUACACCUCAAAACAGAUCCGCCCUAGUCUAAAUCAACUCAAAUGCUCUCUCGUAGUUCACAAACAAUGCGACCAGUGCCUUGUUCUAUUCCACCGUUUUUCUACAUUCCAAAUUGUACAAAAAAUUCACAAAAUGCCACCAGUUUUCACCAGUUAUGAAUUAAAUUUUAAGUACUUGUACUCUAAAUUUACAAUCAAGAUGCAGUAGAAAUAAACAAACCAAGACACGUUAAAUGCUACUAGGAGCACUCCCGAAUCAUAAUUUACAAUGUAUAUACAUUGUAAAUCCCAAAUAAUGAUUUCCAACGUUUAUAAAUUGUAAAUUAUGGUUCGGGAGUGCUCCUAGUAGCAUUUAACGUGUUUUGGUUUGUUUAUUUCUACUGCUUCUUGAUUGUAAAUUUAGUAUAGGUGUAAACAGAAAAUACCAUAUUCUCUAUUAGACUAUUUAAAGAUAUUAGAAUUUGUUAAAAUCCCAUCACAUACAUUUAGACAAUAAAUAUUUUUUCUUAA
This is a messenger RNA of Diabrotica virgifera virgifera (western corn rootworm), 4697 nucleotides long. RefSeq names its product FAS-associated factor 2 (gene Faf2). Gene Ontology annotation, cellular component: endoplasmic reticulum. The transcript is spliced from 6 exons. The record is from RefSeq and is a predicted model, not a curated record. Gene Ontology annotation, molecular function: ubiquitin binding. Bases 143 to 1483 code for a protein of 446 amino acids. Lineage: Eukaryota; Metazoa; Arthropoda; Insecta; Coleoptera; Chrysomelidae.